AUGCUUUCAGCUACAGACGUCCUGAAGAAAGUUAAGCAAGAGAUGGGGGGACUCAACGACAGGACAAGAGUACUUCCAAUAGCUGGUGAUAUCGUCAUUGCCGUAAUGGGAGUGACGGGAGUUGGCAAAAGCACGUUUGUCAAUCACUUCUCGAAUGAGUCGGCGAUCGUGGGCCAUGGCUUGGAAGCUUGCACUGCGAACGUGGAGAUAUAUCCAUCUACACUUCCUGACGGAACCAAACUAUUCUUGGUGGACACCCCAGGCUUCGAUGACACCUACAAAUCGGACACCGUAAUCUUGAGGGAAAUAGCGAGCUGGUUGAGCACCGCUCACGAAGAGAAGAUCAAGCUUGCAGGUAUUGUCUACUUGCAUCGAAUCCUCGACGUCCGUGUGGGGGGUGCUGCAAUGCAAAACCUGCGCAUGUUCAAAGCACUCUGCGGCAACGACAGUCUCGAAGCGGUUGUACUUGCCACUACUCGCUGGCAUAACGUCACCUUGGAUGAAGGAAUUGAAAGGGAACAGCAGCUCUGCGACAGUCCGAACAUGUGGAAACAAAUGAUCGAUCAUGGCAGCAAAGUCAUGAGACAGGACAGAGAUGAAGCAUCAGCACGUGAGAUCCUGGAGUAUCUCAUAAAACGCAAAAAACCUGUUACACUGGAUAUCCAGGUCGAACUUGUUGACAACAAGAAGAACUUGAAUGAAACAGGAGCCGGACAGGAACUGCACGCUGAACUUGAGAAGCAAAAGAAACACUACGAAAAGCAACUCGCGACGCUGCGUAAAGAAAUGGGAGAUGCCAUGGUAAAGAUGGACAAAGACAUGAAGAAGGAGUUCCAAGUUGAAAAGGAUGAGAUAAAACGUCGGCUCCGAGAGGCCAGAGAGCAUGACCGCCAGCUACAGAUUGGUCGAGAAGAACUCAGGCGACAGAUGGCACUAGAAGCACAGAAGGAAAGGAACACGUUACUAGAACAAUUGCGACAGCAGGAAAGAUUACUUGCGAGGGAAGAGAAUCGCCUGGAACAGCAAAAAGAGCGACACAAGUACCAGUUGCAGACGAACAAGAUGACGACAUAUCUACAACAGCAGGAGAAAGAGAAUGCGAAACUUCGACGAAGGAUAAACAACGCUAGGCUUGACUGUGUUAUCAUGUAG
Molecule: messenger RNA, 1152 nt
Organism: Ascochyta rabiei
Lineage: Eukaryota; Fungi; Ascomycota; Dothideomycetes; Pleosporales; Didymellaceae
Exons: 3
Coding region: 1-1152 (383 amino acids)
Molecular function (GO): GTP binding
Source: RefSeq, a predicted model, not a curated record